CACAGUGACGUCACUUUUACUCGCCGAAGAUAAGUCCUAGCAUCGACUGAGGUUGACUGUAAACACAGAAAUCUUUUGUUUUACUGUGUGUUUAAGACUAUGCCUAAAGUGAAAAGAAGUCGAAAACCACCUCCAGAUGGAUGGGAGCUUAUCGAGCCUACUUUGGACGAGUUGGAUCAGAAAAUGAGAGAAGCUGAGACGGACCCACACGAAGGUAAACGAAAAGUGGAGGCGCUUUGGCCAAUCUUCAGACUGCAUCAUCAGAGAAGUCGGUACAUCUACGACCUUUUCUACAAAAGAAAAGCUAUUAGCAGAGAGCUUUAUGAUUACUGUAUUAAAGAAGGUUAUGCCGAUAAAAACCUGAUUGCAAAGUGGAAGAAGCAGGGGUAUGAGAACCUCUGUUGCCUGCGCUGCAUUCAGACAAGAGACACCAACUUUGGAACCAACUGCAUUUGUCGUGUUCCCAAGAGCAAAUUAGAAGUUGGAAGGAUCAUUGAAUGCACUCACUGUGGUUGCAGAGGAUGUUCUGGUUAAAUACAUUGUUUCUUUCCUUUAACAUCUCCAUAAUUUACAAUCUACAAACAUCAUUAGAAGAACAUUAGUGAUCACAUCAAAGAAAAUGGGGACCUUUUAUGGGGCCAUUUGUCAUUUCAUUCAUGAUUUUAUGUGGUAGGUUCUAAACACCCCAUGCUGCCAUUCCUGUUUGUAAUAUUCACAUGCAUACUUUGCAAUGUUAAUGUCCUUUUGUGACCAUUUUAUUUUUCCAAGGUUUUUAAUAAACCAAUUUUGUUUUAUCAGUUA
Messenger RNA from Boleophthalmus pectinirostris (great blue-spotted mudskipper), 801 nucleotides. It is a transcript of the gene bud31, whose product is annotated as BUD31 homolog. Gene Ontology annotation, biological process: mRNA splicing, via spliceosome. Lineage: Eukaryota; Metazoa; Chordata; Actinopteri; Gobiiformes; Gobiidae. Bases 100 to 534 code for a protein of 144 amino acids. The record is from RefSeq and is a predicted model, not a curated record. The transcript has 4 exons. Gene Ontology annotation, cellular component: spliceosomal complex; nucleus.